Molecule: messenger RNA, 3815 nt
Organism: Carcharodon carcharias (great white shark)
Lineage: Eukaryota; Metazoa; Chordata; Chondrichthyes; Lamniformes; Lamnidae
Product: arf-GAP with coiled-coil, ANK repeat and PH domain-containing protein 2-like
Exons: 23
Coding region: 115-2481 (788 amino acids)
Cellular component (GO): cytoplasm
Molecular function (GO): GTPase activator activity; protein binding
Source: RefSeq, a predicted model, not a curated record
GCGCGAGGCACGGGCGGCGCCUCCGAGCGACGAGAGAGCGCGAGGGAACCGCACCUUAAACAUACGACAGUCACUGAGGGACGGGCAACAGCGGAGAGCCGGGAGAGAGGCGCCAUGAAGUUGGCUGUGGAUUUUGAGGAGUGUUUGAAGGACUCCCCGCGCUUCAGAGCUGCAGUGGAAGAAGCUGAAGGAGAUUUUGCUGAAUUGGAGUUGAAACUUGAAAAGGUUGUGAAACUAUGUGCUGGAAUGAUAGAUGCUGGGAAGAACUUCUGUAACGCUAACAAACAGUUUGUAAAUGGAAUUCGUGAGCUUGCCCAGCAGUCCACCAAGGAUGAAGUUAUUGAGAACAGCCUGAUGAGGUUUUCAGAGAGCCUUCAGGAGAUGGUUAACUUUCACACGAUUCUGUUUGACCAAGCCCAAAGAUCCAUCAAGUUGCAACUUCAGACAUUUGUUAAAGACGAUCUUAGAAAAUUUAAAGAUGCGAAAAAACAGUUUGACAAAGUCAGUGAAGAGAAAGAAAAUGCAUUAGUCAAAAAUGCUCAAGUUCAAAGAAAUAAGCAGCAUGAAAUGGAAGAGGCUACAAACAUCCUAACAGCAACACGCAAAUGCUUUCGCCAUAUAGCACUGGACUAUGUUCUGCAGAUCAAUGUCCUUCAGUCCAAGAGAAGAUCUGAGGUUUUAAAAUCGAUGUUGUCCUUUAUGUAUGCCCAUCUUACAUUCUUUCAUCAAGGAUAUGACCUCUUUAUGGAAUUGGAGCCUUACAUGAAGGAGUUGGGAGCGCAGCUGGAUCAGUUAGUUGUGGAUGCAGCUAAAGAGAAGAGAGAUAUGGAACAAAAGCACUCCACUAUUCAACAAAAGGACUUUUCCAGCGAUGAUCCCAAGAUAGAAUUUAACAUCGAUGCUGCUAAUGGCAUAGUCAUGGAAGGAUAUUUAUAUAAACGAGCCAGCAAUGCCUUUAAAACAUGGAACCGGCGUUGGUUUUCAAUUCAGAACAACCAGCUUGUUUACCAAAAAAAAUUUAAGGAUAAUCUCACAGUAGUAGUUGAUGAUUUACGACUUUGUACAGUCAAGCCAUGUGAGGAUAUUGAAAGACGUUUCUGUUUUGAAGUAGUCUCUCCUACAAAGAGUUGUAUGCUACAAGCAGACUCUGAAAAAAUCCGACAGGUCUGGAUCAAGGCUGUUCAAGCUAGCAUAGCUACAGCAUACAAAGAGAAAGGAGAAGAGAGCUAUGCAGAAAAAUUAGAUAGAAGAUCCUCCCCUUCUACCAGCAGUCUGGAUUCUGGGAGUGAAUUGAGAGAGCGACCAGUGAAAGGAGAAAGUGCACUUCAGCGUGUGGAAUGCAUUGCUGGCAAUACAAAUUGCUGUGACUGUGGCAAGUCAGACCCGCGUUGGGCAAGCAUCAAUCUUGGAAUCACACUAUGCAUUGAAUGUUCAGGAAUUCAUAGAAGUUUAGGUGUCCAUUUUUCUAAGGUGCGUUCCCUUACUCUGGAUUCAUGGGAACCUGAGCUCUUAAAACUUAUGUGUGCACUGGGAAAUAACGUUAUAAAUGGAAUAUAUGAGGCACAAGUGGAUGAAAUGCAUUUUAAAAAGCCAAAUGCAGGAGAUUCAAGGCUUGAGAAGGAAUCUUGGAUCAAAGCUAAGUAUGUUGAGAAGAAGUUUGUACAGAAACUCUAUAGAAUUUCUCCAUCAAAAGAAAGACCACAGGCAUUACCACUGUCCAGUCAGCUUGAAGGCACACGUGAAAAAUCAUCCAAAUUUCUUUCAAUACCAGGGGGCACUUCCAAAAUUUCAGGAGUAAAAAAUUCAGACACUGUUGUGCCAAAUAGCUCUGAGGGCAGCAAGGAUGUGGUAAUGUCUGUCAUUUCCAAUAACAACUUACCUGAACCAGAAAUUUUGGAAGCAUCUAUUAGAGAGGAAGGUGGAAGGAACGCGCCCAUUUUUGAUGAAGAGAAAAUUAUUUCACCUGGAUUACAGCUGUAUAGAGCUGCGCAUGUUCGAAGUCUUCCUGAUAUGGCAGAAGCUUUAGCCCAUGGAGCUGAUGUGAACUGGGUUAAUGCUGAAGAUAAUAAAGCAACUCCUCUUAUUCAGGCUGUGUUGGGGGGCUCUUUGGUUGCUUGUGAAUUUCUGCUGCAGAAUGGAGCAGAUGUGAACCACAGAGACUGUCAUGGCAGAGGACCAUUACAUCAUGCCACCAUCUUGGGGCAUACUGGGCAAGUUUGUUUAUUUCUGAAGCGAGGAGCUGAUCAAGGUGCAUUAGAUGAAGGCAUGAAGGACCCACUCACCAUUGCUAUAGAAGCCGCAAAUGCUGAUAUAGUUACAUUGUUACGUCUAGCAAAGAUGAAUGACGAGAUGCGAGAAUCUGAAGGCCUUGGACAGUCAGGUGAUGCAACCUACCAGGAUAUUUUCAGAGACUUUUCCCACAUGGCCUCUCAUAACCCAGAAAUAUUGAAUCGUUUCCAGCGGAAAUCAGAGACUGAUUAAAUUUUCUCUUGAAAUCUGCAAUCAUUCUUUCAGUGCAAUCAUCUUGAAACAGAUUCAUCAGUUCAUUUCAUUAUCCAAACCAAAAAUAAAUUGAAGAUUUGAGUUUUAAAGAAAAUAAUUAUAUAUGAAGGAGCUUUUACUUAGAUACCCACAAGCAGCUGCAGUGAUUUAUUCUACUCGGGAGUACGGUGUCUAUGCAAAUAAUCAACCGUUGCACUUUCUAUUUUUUGUCACGCUUGAGUUGAAACUAAAAUCUUCUAAGGUGUUUCACCAGUGGGAGAUGUGCAGAUAGAAUGGGUGUUCAAGUUGAACAGUAGUUUUGAAAUUUUUAUGUGUACCCAAAUUAUAGGAAUAAUAAUUCCACUUCUUUGCUCACCAGCCUGUUUUUACCCCAUUUUAAAUCUUUUAAAAUCGCUCUAGAACUCAGAUACUGCGAUGGUUCAACUGCAGUGCAGUUGUGUACACCUCUGAAAAGGAGCUUACUGGUAACACAAGUGCAUUUGGGAGCAAUAAAUUCAUAUUAGGACAGCACCCCUUUUUAAAUUUAUUUCCUUUUGCAGAAUAGUAAAUGCCAUUAUCUGUUUUAGGAAAUAAAUUUCACAUUUUCAAAACUUUGUAUAUACUUUAUCUCCAAUAAAUUUUAAUUGUAGUUUUUAAUAUAUCCUGUUUUUAAACACUUUGCCUCCUACCUACAGUUGGUGACAAUAUGUAGCUACUGAUUUGGUGUACUAUCUACAUAACUUAAAUCUAUAAUUGUAUUUACACCUAAAAAUAAAAUCCAGUGUAUUAAGAUAAAUUGCUGAUGGGAAUUGGGAUUACUGGAUGACUAGCUACAUAUUGCACCAUUAAAUCAAUUGACGUAUUAAACAGUAUAUCAUCAGCAACAUGCUCACUUUUUAAGUUCAGUAUCUUCAAAUGGAAAACAAAUCGGUUGUCUAAGUUGCUAUACAAUCUGUACAACUCCAGAUAAACAUAAAUGUUCCCUACUCAUUUGCCAGUCAUCAAACCAUUUUCAGUAAAUGAAAAUGCAGGUAAAUUAAUAUGCUUGGUUGAUUUUAUUUACCAAAGUUUAAAGAACUAGGUGGCAGCAGCUUUUCAAAUAAAUUGCUAUUUAGUGAUGCUGCUACAGAAGUGACACCUGGUUUAUUCCAUGUUCUUGUGUGUAAAAGGCUAAUAAAAGCUAGAACUUGAAAUUAAAAUGAAACAUUCAGCAUAAAGCUUGCUGGAAAACAAGAUUUUUAAUCCUCAUGUAAUCCUCCAUCUCUCUUCCCCACAACACCCCCUCAGCCCAACCACCACCACCCCACCCCCACACCCCCAGCGUUGAAGUACAA